Molecule: messenger RNA, 1390 nt
Organism: Somion occarium
Lineage: Eukaryota; Fungi; Basidiomycota; Agaricomycetes; Polyporales; Cerrenaceae
Source: the annotation of a GenBank genome assembly
GUGGCCACCGUUCGGACUUCAUCUUAUACGAUCUCUUUCACAACAUACAAGUUACUGCUCUUGUCAAGAAAUAAUAUCCAAAGGCGACCGGUCAAUUUUCUACUAUGCCUCCCUUUCAAAUCAUACCGAAACGUCGCAGACGAGGUCUAGGAUCCAGCCUUCGAAACCAAAUGCACUUUCCUGUUAUCAACAUGUGUCCAACCGAGGAGAACAUCGGAAAAUCCUUCUAUGCCAUGCAAGAUGGCACUCGACUGCGACACUGGUGUCUUCUUGCCGAAAUCAUAGAUGGUUUCAAAGAGGAUGGAAUUCUCAUGCUCGAAGUCAGGGAUGCUGCCAGGGAGAAGUGCUUUGUCGCGUUCCGCGAUAAGAACGAUCAAUAUGGGGGACACCAGUUCGUGGACCCUGAUAUUACUAGCGAGAGCAGGAAGAUGAAAGGUCGCAAGACCAUCGCUAUUUUGUACCCAAUCCUUCGGUAUGACUUGCCGGGGAACAGGAAAGGAUUUAUAAUUGACGAUAUUAGCAACUUUACUCCCAUUCCUCAUAGUAUAGUGGAGCUGUAUGAUGCAAAUGACAGGCUUCGGGAAGUUGCAACCGAAUGCUGCUUGAGUGGUUGCUCACAAAAGGAGAAUCUCAAGGCUUGCUCCGUAUGUUAUGUCGUUAAAUACUGUGGCAGGGACCAUCAAACAAAACACUGGAAAGUGCACAAACCUGAAUGCAAAGCUAACGAAGCUCUUCGGUGGUUUACUCAGAGGGAUUGGACUCAUUACGAUUCAAAGUUCUCGUUUCCAUGAUGUUUGGGUCCGUUUGCUUUCUUGCAGUGGUUGACCAUGUUUUCGCCGUUCUGUUCAUGCUAUUCGUUCAUUUCUCGUCCCCAUUACCUUGACCCAUCGGACUAUGUGCCCCCAACCGUGGCUUUAGAAACCUCAAUCAACUCUGGUUUGUUCUCGUGUUCCAGUCGUUGUCGUAAGAAUACUUCUUGCAAAGGCCGUAUCAUGAUCGUCAAUGUACCGCAAGAUCUACCGCUAGGAUACUCAAUUUCGGUGCUGAUCUCUGCACAUCGUCGCCGAUCAGAUCAUGUGAGUCCUCCGUCUGAAGCACCCAUAAGAGACUGCGGCGAUUUCGCCCUUGAAACUCAAAUUGAACCAGUGACUCAAUGUGGAUCCACAAGUGAGAUGAGUCUUUCGUCGCUGACGCGUACGUAUAUCACGGAUAAUGUUCUUGGCUACUUUUAUCUGUUAUUUCAAAAGAAAAAAAAAACCAGAUACUUACCGUGCACUGAGGUGUAGACCCGCAAAGCAUAAUUCAUCGCGUUAUGAUUCCUGUCAGAUGCGCAAAAUUGGUCGUUCAUACCAAGCUUUGUGGCAGUGUUGAAUAAGCUGCCUUGUAACUC